Molecule: messenger RNA, 1304 nt
Organism: Acaulospora morrowiae
Lineage: Eukaryota; Fungi; Glomeromycota; Glomeromycetes; Diversisporales; Acaulosporaceae
Source: the annotation of a GenBank genome assembly
AUCCUGAAUACAUUAUUUGGAAUUAUGAUCACUGCCUUGAAGCUUUCAAAGCAGUUGAAAAUAAUGCUCGUAAAAAUCCAGACGUAGAAUUUGAAAAUUAUCAUGGGUUCAAUGGUUUGCUUUAUGUACAAGAUCCAGCAGUUGAUGAAUUUGAUAUUUCUAAAGAUGUUUUUAAAGUCGCAAGAACAUUUGGUAUUCCUUAUAAUAAAGAUUUCAAUGGCGCUAAACAAAAUGGAGUAGGAAGAUACCAACUUAUGAUGAAAGAUGGAAAGCGCUUUACAUUGGCUGAUGGUUAUUUGAAAGAUGCAUUGAAAAAGGUUAUGGUUUAUCCUUCAAAACCAUUUAUUAAAGGAUAUCCUCAUGUACCAGGCGAUGAUAAUGUUGGCAAGUUUGUGGGAGUUAAUGUUAAAUCCUUUACUCACGUGUUAAAUAUUAUUUGGAAGGAAGAUGAAAAUGUUGCAAUUGGCGUGAGAUAUUCUUAUUGUGGUAAAGAUCACAAUUGUUAUAUUGCUCCAAAAGGUGAAGUUAUUAUUUGUGGUGGUGCUAUUAAUAGUCCGCAGAUUCUAAUGCUCUCUGGAAUUGGACCAAAAAAAAAUUUAGAAGAUAAUAAUAUCAAAGUUCGUAAAGAAUUACCAGUUGGACAUAAUUUAUGGGAUCAUCCUUUAUGUAUCAUUACUGCCUCGGUUUCUGUUCCGGGUAACAUUGAAGGAAAGAUUCCUAGUCAAGAAGAAUUUAAUGAUGAACGUCCUGACAUUCAACAAUAUUCGGUAGCAGCCUUAUUUGAUCAUGGCAUUCUUGAUGAGCAUCCAACUGAUGAAAAAGAUUUUUAUUCCAUGUCAACGACUCUUAAUCUUCCAUCAAGUGUUGGUCAUUUGGAAUUACGUAGCUCUGAUCCAUUUGAUCACCCAAAAAUAUUUCUUAAUUAUUAUGAUAAACCCGAAGACUUGUAUAGAAUGAUGAGUAGUCUUAAAUUAUCACGUAAAAUACUUGAACAACCUCCAUUAAGUACUUAUUGGGGUGUAAAAGUAAUUGGAUUAGAUGAAGUGAAUGAUGAUAAAGAAUGGGAAAAAUACAUUCGUAAAAGGACAACAUCAGCCCAUCCAUGUGGUACAGUAAAAAUGGCACCAGAAUCUAAAGGAGGGUGUGUCAAUCAUCGCCUUCAAGUUUAUGGAACAAAAAAUCUUCGAGUUGUUGAUGCUUCAAUUUUUCCAACUAUUCCAGCAGGUAAUAUUAACGCUCCAACUGCUAUGGUCGCAUGGAGAGCAAGUAAAUUAAUUGAAGAAGAUUAUUGUAAAAAAGUUUGA